CCCCAGAGGGGAAAGACUGGUCAUUUCCUUUCUGCUGUUUGCACCCUCCCUUGGGGCUUAAAAACCACAGUCUGUGGGCAGGACGCACCUUCGAUCAGCGGGGAGCCCGGGAGACCUGAAUAUGGUCCUCAGGGCUGGGAUCAGAAAGGUCCCUGGGGCAGGAAAUCCGAGCGUUGGAUCUGGCUAGAUGGCAUCUUCCUCAAGUGGAGAGAUCCAGGAGGGGUCUUUCUGGCGGCGGGAAGGACAGGAGCAAACCCUGGGAGGCUGCAAAGAACCAGCUCGGAAGCAAGACGAGGAGACUCCUCUUUCUUGGGCUUCCUUCUCUUUACCUUGAAGAUGGGGAGAACAAUCCGACCAUCCUCCGGAACUAGAACCUACGUCACAGGAUCACUGAGAGAAUUAAACGAUACACGGAAAGCUCUUACGUGCAUGGACUCCCUGAAUUACAGCACCCCUGACUAUGCUGAUUAUGGCUGGACCGUGGACCCGUACAUGCCAGUGGACAAGUCUUCUAGAACCCCCGCCCUGUCUGCCCCGAAUGUGACUGCCCUGGUAAUCUUAGCGGUGGUCUUCCUGGUGGGCGUCCCGGGCAACAGCCUGGUGGUGUGGGUGACGGGCUUCGAGGUCCGGCGAAACAUCAACGCCAUCUGGUUUCUCAACCUGGCGGUGGCCGACCUCCUCUCCUGCCUGGCGCUGCCCAUCUUGUUCACAUCCAUCGUCCAGCACGGCCACUGGCCCUAUGGCGAGGUGGCCUGCCGCGUCCUGCCCUCCCUCAUCCUGCUCAACAUGUACGCCAGCAUCUUGCUCCUGGCCACCAUCAGCGCCGACCGCUUCCUGCUGGUGUUUAACCCCGUCUGGUGCCAGAACUAUCGAGGGGCCCGCUUGGCCUGGGCGGCCUGCGGCGUGGCCUGGGGCUUGGCCCUGUUGCUGACCAUCCCGUCCUUCAUGUAUCGCGCGGUGCGCGUGGAGGCCUUUCCGUUCAAGAUGGAGUGCGGCGUGAGCUACGGGAAAGACAGUUUCGUCACCGAGAGGGUCGUGGCCAUCCUGCGGCUGGUGGUGGGCUUCCUGUGGCCGCUGGUCACGCUCGGAAUCUGUUACACGUUCCUCCUGAUUCGGACGUGGAGCCGCAGCGCCACGCGCUCCGCCAAGACGGUCAAGGUGGUGGCGGCGGUGGUGACCAGCUUCUUUGUGUUCUGGCUGCCCUACCAGGUGACGGGGAUGAUGCUGGCCCUGUCCGACCCGCGCUCGAGAAUCUUCAAGAGCGUGUCGGCUCUGGACGCCCUGUGCGUCGCCUUCGCUUACGUCAACUGCUGCAUAAAUCCCGUCAUCUACGUGGCGGCGGCUCGGGGCUUCCACGCGCGCUUCCUCAAGUCCCUCCCCGCCAGGCUCCGGAACGUGUUGACCGAGGAGUCCGUGUCCCGGGACAGCAAGUCCUACACCCUCUCCACGGCGGACACCCCAGCCCAGAAGAGCCAGGCGGUGUGAGGGGUGCGCUCCCGGCCGCCCUCUGCUCGGCCCCCCCCCCCCCCCCACCCCGUGCGGUUUCUCUGGGCUCGUGGUAACCGUGACCUUGGUGAAACCGUAUUACCCCCCCCCCCCCCCCCCCCCCAAACAGCUCUCUGUCUGCGCGUGCGCGUGCACGUGCAGCUUGUGACUAGGACACAUUCGAUACACAGAAGACAGAUGGGAACGUCGUAACCUUUGCAGAAGAGUGAAGGGCGCCUGCGCGGCUCAGUCGCUUGAGCGUC
This is a messenger RNA of Lynx canadensis (Canada lynx), 1748 nucleotides long. RefSeq names its product complement C5a receptor 1 (gene C5AR1). The record is from RefSeq and is a predicted model, not a curated record. Gene Ontology annotation, molecular function: complement component C5a receptor activity; G protein-coupled receptor activity. NCBI's taxonomy places the organism in Eukaryota, Metazoa, Chordata, Mammalia, Carnivora, Felidae. The transcript is spliced from 4 exons. Gene Ontology annotation, biological process: complement receptor mediated signaling pathway; chemotaxis; positive regulation of cytosolic calcium ion concentration. Gene Ontology annotation, cellular component: plasma membrane. Bases 337 to 1485 code for a protein of 382 amino acids.